Molecule: messenger RNA, 1545 nt
Organism: Penicillium soppii
Lineage: Eukaryota; Fungi; Ascomycota; Eurotiomycetes; Eurotiales; Aspergillaceae
Exons: 1
Coding region: 1-1545 (514 amino acids)
Biological process (GO): RNA 3'-end processing
Cellular component (GO): nucleolus; TRAMP complex
Molecular function (GO): poly(A) RNA polymerase activity; mRNA binding
Source: RefSeq, a predicted model, not a curated record
AUGCUAACAUCCACUUCGGUGUCUACUUCAGCACUUUCGACAUGCGGUGAAUCUGCGAUGCGACUAUCUAGCCUAAUACGAUCUCAUCACCGUUCAUUCCAUAGCUCCAUCUCGGUAGCCAAGACUCCCGAUGUCUUCGAAAAUAACCUUCGAAAGACCCUAGAGGCCCAUCGAUCUACAAAUCGGGCGCGUCUGGUCCGCAAAAUAUACCCAAUCAAGGACCCUCCUGGCCUCUGGCGACCUGAGAUCCCACCUCAGAGUCGCGUCGGCUAUCAACCCCCCGUGGAACCAGCUCUACCAUCUUCAGAAUAUUCACCUGAUACCUCCGAACCGGCGCCCAAGAAACGCCAAAACAAGCAGAAGAACAAACCAGAUGAAUCCUUUCGUCGGUCACCCCUGUCCAGACUUGAAGAUGCCAUUAAACCUGCAGGAGAAGGACCGGCACAGACUCCAUGGUUGAACAAUCUAGAGCUACCUCGCGCCAACGCCAAAAUAGUUCUAGACACAGAGAUUCGAGCAUUGGAUAAAUAUUUAACCCCAAGUGCCCAGGAACAAUCUCAAAUAGAGAAAAUCAGGGCAGAGGUAGCCUCACUCCUUGAAAGAGUAGUUCCGCAUGCACCCCGAGUCAUUGGAUCCCACUGCACCGGAUUGGCUCUGGCACACUCAGAUCUCGACUUCAUUCUACCAUUCGAAGACCUCCCACGAUCACCAGAGCGCGAUCGAAGGCCAAGUCCAACUAGACCUCAAAUCCAAGAUGCCCAUAUCCGCCUUCUCCGGCAGGUCGAGAGAGCUUUACAGCAUAUUGAAGCUUUCGGCGGCCAGGUUUAUCUAUCAGAUAAACGAAAUCCAUCACUAUCUGCUCGACACCGGUCAACGGGACUGCUACUGCAGUUCUACUGCGGCGAGGGAAUCCCUGCUAUCACGGAAUGCUUGCAGGGUUACCAAACCGAAUACCCUUCUCUCAGACCGCUGUAUGCAGCAACACGCACACUGCUAGAAGCCCGUGGGCUCUUCGGUGCGUCACAUGCAAGCAUUAGCCCCGAUGCGCUGGUCGUGCUCAUUGUGGCUUUCCUAAAGAUGAACCAUGGCCGCCUCCCCAGUUCCAAUAACCUAGGCGACCAGCUCCUUGCUCUCCUGCAGUUCUAUGGCACUGAUGUCGAUUUGCAGACCGUGGGUGUCACCGUCAACCCCCCUGGUUUCUUCGGCCCCGGCAUGCUCGUGCCAUCUGGCGUCGAGGAAUCAGCCCAACAGCGCGGCCAGCGAUCUUUCAUGAGUGCCAAGCGCACUGCCGCGGCAAAGGGAAAUACACUUGUUGCGAACCAUUUGUGCAUCCAGGACCCAACUCAUUGCCUGAAUGACCUUGGUCGUUCGUGUACACGCACGUCUGAGUUGCAAGGUGCUUAUGCGGCUGCGUAUGAGCAGCUUCGUCACACGUGUGAUAGCUGGACGGAAAAUGGGAAGAAGAGCUCGAGCGUUCUUGCGAGUGCUCUGCGAGCCAACUUUGAUGGCUUGGAGAAUCUGCGUGGUCAGAUUAUAGGUCACUAG